Messenger RNA from Bursaphelenchus xylophilus (pine wood nematode), 816 nucleotides. NCBI's taxonomy places the organism in Eukaryota, Metazoa, Nematoda, Chromadorea, Rhabditida, Aphelenchoididae. The record is from the annotation of a GenBank genome assembly.
AUGUUGAUAACAGAUGUGGUAGCCGUUUUGUUAAUAUUCAGCGAGGUCAAGGGGUGUUUGAGAACCCGUGUGCCCGACACUACGACCUCUCCACCAAUCACAGGUAAUUGCAAGUCUUAUUCAGUAUAUUUCGAGCUGUUUAGUGUCUACGACAACAACUACCACAGUCACGACUACUACAACAACCACCACUACAACAACUACUACAACCACCACGACUGCUGUUGCAGGUAGGCCCGCACGCAGUAGUUUCGUUAGUGCCACCAAUUUCAGCGUGCACAGCGCCCGCUAACUCGGCGGGAAUCACAAUUUCCGACGUUCAAGAACAAGAUGUCUUCACAUACGCAAGCCCUGUUUCGCACUGCACGUCAUGCGACAGCGGAAACCGGAAAUUCUACAGCAGCGCUUCCUCGGCGAGCGCUUCCGACGCGCUCAACAAUAACGAGGGAGUUACCGUUGUUCAGUGUGACACAGCGGCGGACUUGUGCAUCUGCGAGCCAGAUGGGACAUGCUGCACUCCAUCGGCAACGGCUCCUGAUGAGGUGCAACUCAUACCGUUCUGCGACAACGGAGGUAAGUAAAUAGAUUAUGUGAACAUUCACGUAUCGUCCAGACUGCUCCGUUUACGCAAACUUCAACGGCGACAGCGGUGCCGGCGUUACAUGUGGCGGAACUACGUUCAGUGUAACGUCCAGUGAUUCGGUGAACGAUGGCAGCCAUGUGAAGGUGGAUUCCAUCAGCUGCAGCGGAUGCGACAAGAUCAAAAACGACAAAUGCCAAGGCCCGAAUGUGGAUGGCGGAGACGCCGAGUCGUGA